Molecule: messenger RNA, 4183 nt
Organism: Asterias rubens (European starfish)
Lineage: Eukaryota; Metazoa; Echinodermata; Asteroidea; Forcipulatida; Asteriidae
Product: centrosomal protein of 76 kDa-like
Exons: 14
Coding region: 189-2231 (680 amino acids)
Source: RefSeq, a predicted model, not a curated record
CGUCUUCAAACAAAACUAUUGACAUUUAUUUUACAUCGAACCACAGCGGGGUAUUUGAAUAAAAAGACGACCGUGUAAUUGCCAGGGUGGGUGACUAAAACCAAUGUUCCAGCGUGAUAGGCCUAGACUACAUGGAUAAACUCGUCUGAUCUAAUUUGCAUACUUCUUCUUGGUCUUCGGUCUGGUUCAUGUUUGACACAAUGUCACUUCCACCAGAAAAAAUCACCGAGCUCAAGCAGAUCAUCCACACCCAGCUGAAUCAAAUGGAUGUCCAGACUCGCAUCCGUGAUGUCCUCUCCUCAUCAGUCCUGGACGAGAGCCGCGGAGGAAGGCCCCAUCCUCCCAACCAAGGAUUCGGGGAGCAAGAGUUAGUCCAAGUCCUCCGUGAUCAGGGCAUCAUUGAGGAUGUCAUGAGUCAACUUCAAUUCAGCGGGGCAUCCGGGAUGCAGCCGGCACCCCAGUCUAGGGUGGCUCCGAAACACAGCAGACCUGCCACACAUUUUGCUGACAAGCAGGAUCGCGUUGUGGGCGUCCCUCUAAAGAAGGCCAAUAUCGACCCUACAAGACGCUACCUGUACCUUCAGAUUCUCAGCGGCAAAGCCUUCUUGGAGCAUCUCCAAGAGCCUGAGCCACUUCCUGGCCAGACCACCUCUACCUUUGUGUUACACAUCAACUUCCGUGGCCAACGCUUCCGAUCCAGACCCGUGCCUUGUGCAUGUGAUCCAGACUUCCGAGAGGGGUUUCUGCUGGAGCUUCACAAGGAAAGUGGAGGUGAUGCUGCGAGAAUGCUGGACAGCACGUCCAUGUUGUCCAUCUGUGACCCAGUCCACCUGGUACUGGUUAAAACAGACACUUCAGGGGACACCAGUCUUGUAUCCUCCCACUUACUACAAUGGCGUACAGUGCUGAGCUCACAGGAUGCCAGACAGACUAUCCCGGUUGAACUCCUUGGCCUAGGGGCAGAGAGUAAGGUUCCAGUGGGUAUGCUUGAGGUCAAGCUAGAACUCCUUCCAGCACCAGGUCAACAAAUCGCAGAAGAGGUCAUCAGUACACAGAUCAACCUAGAGAGAAGUCGCAUAUCAGAGCGUGAGCGGCUGUUUCUCGUCUACGCUAAGCAGUGGUGGAGGGAGUUUCUUCAGAUCAGGCCGUCCCACCAAAACAGACUGGUCAAGAUAUUUGCGCAGGAUGAGAAUGCCACAAACCGUCCAGUGUGUGCCUUCGUCAAUCCCCUGAGAGCCGGUCGCCUUCUUGACACCCCGCGCCAAGCUGCUAGAUUUGUCAGUGUGAUGGGGUAUGAACAAGCCUCAGCGGUGGGCGGGGGCCAACCCCGAGAACAGUGGAGCAGCAUGCACGCUUUCCUAUGCAAAAAUAAAGGGGAUUGUGAGGACCAUGCUGUGUUACUGUGCAGUCUACUAUUGGGCUUUGGACUGGAUGCCUAUGUGUGUGUAGGAACCAAGGCCAAAGGGGCAGCCCAUACCUGGGUAGUGACUGUAGGGGUCGACGGACUAGUCACCUUCUGGGAAAGCCUCACUGGACACAGAUAUAUCCACCAGCCAAUUAAUCCUAACGAUCCACCAAUAGUUGAACAACCACGACCACAGUAUCCAUAUCGGACCAUUGGUUGUGUCUUUAAUCAUCAGCGGUUCUUUGCAAACAGCCAGCCAUCCGAUAACGUGGAGGUCUGUCGCUUUGAUUUCCAUGAUGAGUCUCUAUGGAAAUCCAUGAGUGUUGAUGCUAUUCAGUCAAUAUGUGCCGCUGGUAGUCAGGCAUCGUGGCCCAGUCUGCCUCCUUUAGUUCCCUCGCCCUUCGAUGCAGCUUUACUGAGUAAUGAGAUUGAGCUGUCACUCAGGAGUCUGGUCUCAGACCAUCGGAAGGAUCUUGGCUUGACUUGUGUCUGGGACCCUGAACUCUCGUAUCUCUUGACCCCAGCCCUGGCUGCCUACGAGUUGGAGCGCUCUGCCGGCAUGGUCGCCGGCAACGAGGAAUUCCAGCAGGCAAUACGCCGAGCCGUCCCGGACGGACACACCUUCAAAGGAUUCCCCAUACAGUUUGUACAUCGGAAUGCACGCAGGGCGUUCACUGCCUGUCUAAGAUCACAAGUGUGUGAAGAAAUAAUCUGUUGUCGUGGCGACUGUGUAAAGCUUGCUGUGCGUGUACGAGUGUUCACGUACCCAGAGUCAGCGUGCGCUGUCUGGAUUAUGUUUGCCUGUAAAUACAAGUCAGUGCUGUAAAAAUGCUUAGAUCGAUUAUUAGAGGAUGAUGGUUGGAAGCCUUGCCUAGGCCCUUCCAAAACACUGCAGGUGUGUGAUUUAUCAUGAUUCCAAGAUUUGACCCUGGUCAUUGCCUUGGUGCCCCCUUGAAGUGUUUAAGUACAAACUUACAUUUCCCUCAUCAAAUUGCCCUUUACUAAAGAAAUAACUGCCUUGCCCUAAUAAAAUAAUGAAAUAUAAAGCCAGUUGCAAGUAAUUUAAAGGUGCCCUUUGCUAAGGAGAAUUUGCCUUGCUUCUACAAGAAUGACUAUCAGGUCAAUGCCUUCGUGCCCCUGUUGCUUCAGUGCCCAUUGAAGUGUCCAAGAGGUGCCCAUUAUUAAGGAGAAACUGCACUGCCCCUAAAAGAAGGACUUGUAAGGUUUGUGAUUCUAAUGUAUAAAAGGGAGAUAAACUUGUACAUAAACUCGACUGAAUGUAUCAAAUGUUCUCAUAAUUUAUUACAUAACAAACAUGUACAGAGAUGUACUCCUCAUUUAACUUUUGACUUUCCUUUUUAUUUUCUUGCAAGUAAACAACCACAAAUUGUGGAAUAAAAACAUGUAGAAAUACACCUUAAAGGUUGUUUCAGUCUUGAAAUUAUUUGCAUUCCAAAGGAGGGAUAAAUGUAUGUUGCAACAGCUUACCAAGUAAAUAAUAACACCAUAAAAUUAAGCGAUGGUAUGUGGACAGAGAUACGUUUAAGAACAAUAUAAUUUGUAAAUAAAAUACAAAAAUAGUUUCACAGAGUGAACUAAAGAUGUAAGAUUUUGUAAAUAAAGUAAAUGAUAAGUUUUAAGUUGGAUUAAAUUUGAGGAAGAAAAGCAGAACAUUUCCUGGCAUGUUUUGUAUUUAGUUUGUAUCUAAAUCAAAACUGGAUUUAGAUUUCUUCCCCCAAUGUUUGUUGGGCUUUUACACUUGACCCACUGCAUUGAUCAUCAACACACCAAACUACACUAGUAGUAUUGUCAGUAUAGACGAUGUGACCUAUGUUUACAUUCAAACUGCCCUCUGUUAACAAAACACUGUUUACGUCAUAUUUCACCGGGCAAAAAGACGCAUACAUGUAGUCAUGGUAAGAUUAUGUGUACUUUCUAGUUGGCUGCCAAAACACAAAGGUUUUGUCCGCUGGUAUGCGUGCACAUCAUGUUAUGGUUUUUGAGGUCACAUCAUCUACAAUUGGCAAGUGAAUAAAAAACAUGUUUGAUGUGUAUGUUACAAUUUUACAAUUUUGUCCGAGAUCUGUGUACUUUGCUUUUAUUUUUAGCUAUAGAGCGGAGUGCAAAAUCUCACAGAGAUACUUAAAGCAGAACAUUUGUGCUAUAUAAAAAUAGGAAUACAUACUAGGCUGUCACACUCAAAGAUGUGUGUGAAAUGGUUGGUCUUGGUGCCCCUUCAAUUUCCCACAGACAUCACCAUUUUCCAAUGGAAGUGCCCUUUGCAAAAGGAAAAUGGCCUUGCCCUGUCCAAGAUGAAAUUCCAGGCCUUAAUUGUCCUUUACUUUAUCCAUUCAUCGGGGGUUGGUGAAAUGAGAAUGAAAAUACUGAGCUACAUGUACCAGUGCCUUCAAGAGACUGGGUUAAUACAUUUCACACACCAGAAUGCAACCAUGAAGAGAUACAUGGCCAAUUACCCUUAUGGGUCACUGCAUUCAAAUGUUUGAAUGUUGAUUUUGCAAAAUGUACAGUUUUGAAAUUCUUAUUCGGUUCACUUUGUUAUGGACUUUGAUGUGUACAUCAAAUACCUGAACCCUUAUGCACCAUUUACUUUAAGCGAAAAAUUUAUCGUAUGGACACAUUAACCAUUUUUUUUUGUCCAAAAUGGAAAGCCCAACAAAACAGGUCACAAUAGCGCCCUUUAGGACCCUGGACACUAUUGGUAAUUGUCAAAGACCAGCCUUCUCACUUGGUUUAUCUCAACGUAUGCAUAAAAUAACA